AUGGCCGCCCGAACGCUUCUCCCACGACUCUUCAGAGCACCACUCCGCCAACCCAUCACACCCUCAAGCCUCAUCGCACGAUCUUCCCUCCGCCACUACUCGGACUCCUCCUCUGUCCAAGCCCCCGACUACCUCUCCGAAGGUGAGCGCAAAGUCUUCGCUCUUAUCAAGGAAGGUCUUCAGCCCACCAAACUCGAGGUCCAAGAUAUCUCCGGCGGCUGCGGGUCAAUGUACGGCAUCGACAUUGUGUCCGAGAAGUUCGCUGGCUUGCCCGUGAUAAAGCAACAUCGCCUGGUGAACCAAGUACUUGGAGAAGAGAUCAAAAAGUGGCAUGGCGUGCAGUUGAAGACAAAGGCGCCGUAA
Molecule: messenger RNA, 363 nt
Organism: Fulvia fulva
Lineage: Eukaryota; Fungi; Ascomycota; Dothideomycetes; Mycosphaerellales; Mycosphaerellaceae
Product: BolA-like protein 3
Exons: 1
Coding region: 1-363 (120 amino acids)
Source: RefSeq, a predicted model, not a curated record